CCUUGUCCCUUGUCAUACAGAUGAGGAGCAGGAGGAGGAGGAACAUCCCGACUCGGGCGAUUCCUCCAGCAGCCAGAGACCUCUGGACCCCCGCGCCCUGCUCAGAUGAAUGUCUGCUGGGGCCGGGAGCUCCAGAAGGAGACCACCAUCUCGUGCUGGGUCCUCUUCCACAACCAGCAGCUACCGUGACCGCUCACCUGUCUCCCGGGCCAGUGCACCCGCCAGCGAUGGCAGUGAGGCCAAAGAGAGUAUGCAAGUAGGAGGACGAACUGAAGCAGAAGAAGAAGGAGAAGGAGAACCACCUCCAGCUAAUCCCAUAGCUGCCAUGUCAGCAGAGGAGCGACUUGCCACCAAGAAGAAAAGGGUGCGUCCGUCAGCAGCUACGAGAACUGUGGCAGCUGUGGAUCAGCUCAAGGCUUGCUCAGAAGAGCACAUGGCAGCACUGAUGCAGCAGGAGCAGCGAGCCUGUGAGGAAAGGGAGAGGGCCAGACAGUCCCACAGGGAGCUUAUGGAAAGGGCACUGGGAUUUCAAGAGAGGACACUGGAAGUUCAAGAGAGGGCUGUUCAGAACCAGGAGAGAGCAAUAGAGAGGGCAGACCAACAUCACGAGAGCACAGUCCAGGAGCAGAGGUGACUCAACACCACCUUGGAAGCGCAGACUGUUCUGAUGGGGCAAAUGCUGGAGAUCAUGAGGGGAGG
Messenger RNA from Sceloporus undulatus (fence lizard), 699 nucleotides. Its product is annotated as caldesmon-like. NCBI's taxonomy places the organism in Eukaryota, Metazoa, Chordata, Lepidosauria, Squamata, Phrynosomatidae. The record is from RefSeq and is a predicted model, not a curated record. The transcript has 2 exons. Bases 110 to 634 code for a protein of 174 amino acids.